Molecule: messenger RNA, 2156 nt
Organism: Mya arenaria
Lineage: Eukaryota; Metazoa; Mollusca; Bivalvia; Myida; Myidae
Product: uncoordinated protein 58-like
Exons: 4
Coding region: 304-2043 (579 amino acids)
Biological process (GO): stabilization of membrane potential; potassium ion transmembrane transport
Cellular component (GO): membrane
Molecular function (GO): potassium ion leak channel activity
Source: RefSeq, a predicted model, not a curated record
UGUUUCUCUUACUUGGCUUCAGCGAAGAACUAAUGACAAGCAUAUAAAUGUUCGAUGCGAAAAUAUUUAUUUCUUCGGGACUUCCCAGGGUAGCGCAGUGACUAGGAGAAUACGGCUGAGCAUGCCAACACUGUUCAACGAUCUCGACGGAACCAGCAUGAGUAAUGCAGAUAAGCAUCGGAUGGCAAAUUUAUAACACGUGUUUUUGAAGAAAGGAUAAACAUUACACUAUUUUGCUUUUACAAUCAACUGGAUAUAUAUUAAUUUGAGGACACUCGUCUCCUGUACAAACCGGAAAAGUCGAUGGACGCGGACGACGACCAUUUGUCGGCAUCAGUGGCCGGAAGUACGGACACAUUGGCCACUGACGUCACCAUUUAUUCGGAAAAGCUGACCCAGCCCGAGGGAUGCCUUGGAAAGACUAGAAGAGUUGCCCAGGCCGUGUACAAGGCGGCGCGGUCCCUGGUUGGGCUUAUCAUCAUUCUUAUAGCAUACACUGCGCUCGGCGCCGCCAUAUUUAUGGCCGUGGAAUCAUAUCAUGAACAAAAAUACAAAUCAAACAUUACGGAUAUUAGAAAGAAUCUAAUUUCUCAAUUACUGCAGUCAGUGAAUCAGGUCAAAGACGUGAACAAGUUCAGGGCGGACUCAAACAAGCUGUUAGUGGACUAUGAAUCGGCGAUCCGGGAGGCGAUUAAGAAUGAUGUGACCACGGACUCCACAGUAGAGGUGUGGACGUAUUGGGGCAGCCUUUUCUUCGUAUGGACUGUCUACACCACUAUAGGUUACGGGAACAUCUAUCCCGUAACGGGUAUCGGGCGUGUGUUAACGAUCGUGUAUGCGAGUGUGGGGAUCCCCCUGGCACUCUUACUGCUGGCGGAACUGGGGAAAGUGUUCACCCGCGGUCUUAAAUACCUGUGGGCGUUCGUUAGGAGGUACUACUACACCGGCUACUUCCGGAAGGUCCGAUCAACGCUGCAGAAUAAAUAUCAGGUUACGAAGGCUGACUUUAAGAAGACGAGAAGCUCCAGCGCACCUGCUCUCGUAGAACAGGCGCACGUUGAAGCAAUAGAGACGGAUAGCCUGAAGGCAAAGAGCCUCCAAAGUCUUGACGACGAGGCGGCCGCGUCCGCGGCAGGGCAGCGCAGUCGCAGUAGUUCCAAGGUGGUGUAUGGGUACGAGGUGGACGAUGAGUUUAACCUUCCAAUCAGUAUUGCGAUUGGUAUCUUGUUUGUGUACAUCAUGCUGGGAGCGACCAUGUACACGAUAUGGGAGGACUGGACAUUUAUAGAGUCAUUCUAUUUUGUAUUUGUGUCGCUUUCAACCAUUGGCUUCGGUGAUGUUUUACCUGCACAUCAGAAGUUUUUUAUUAUAUCAUCCAUAUACAUGUUUGUCGGGUUGUCAUUGGUUUCUAUGUGUAUCAAUGUCGCGAUCGAGUUUUUCAACAGUAUGUCCAAAAGGGCUAAGCAGAAAAUGGGCGAGGCAAAAAGAAAGAUAGGUGAUAAAGUAAACCAGGCAAGCAAAAAUGCGCGGGAAAAAGUAUCAGGUAUGAAAAACAAUAUCAAAGAUGAAACAAGCAGGUUAAGGCAGAAGACAGAUGCACGUCUCACUAACCUAAGAACAAACAUUACUGAUGAAACUUCCAAGUUCAAACAUAAGACUGACAAAGCGUUUACUGGUAUUAAAACUAACAUAUCAAACGAAACAACCAGAUUUAAAAAGCGAGCAGAUGAGAAAUUCAGAAAAAGAGGGUCAACUCCGGACGGCGGUAGCCCAGCAAAUAUUUCCAGAGAAAAAGUAGCAACUGUAGACAUUCCCGAAGACAUACCUGCCGCCGACGACACAUAUAAUUCAAUUGGUGACGUCCAGUCAACCACCAGUGAAAAUCCAAUAUCACCAAAACACCGGAAGGAGUGUAAGAAAAGGGCCCCAACACCGCCUACAUCACCUCCAAAAUCCUCAACAAGGUCCCCUACAAAAUCGCCGACGCAAACAUUUGCCUCACUCGGAGCGUUCAGAAUUUCGGUGAAGAAAGACACCAAAUAGAUAUCUGAAAUGCCUGGGUGCACUAGUUUGUGUUUAGAUGCCAAUUUAACCAAGAUAAUUUAACUGCUGUCUAUAUGUAAUGUUGAUAAUCAAGAAUUAAAGCGAUACAGAUU